Aspergillus sclerotioniger CBS 115572 is the source of this 1133-nucleotide messenger RNA. Its product is annotated as synaptobrevin family protein. The transcript has 2 exons. The record is from RefSeq and is a predicted model, not a curated record. NCBI's taxonomy places the organism in Eukaryota, Fungi, Ascomycota, Eurotiomycetes, Eurotiales, Aspergillaceae. Gene Ontology annotation, biological process: vesicle-mediated transport. Gene Ontology annotation, cellular component: membrane. The coding region runs from base 128 to 898 and encodes 256 amino acids.
CGCAUUCUUCCUUCUCUCAGAGCCCAAGCCAAGCCACGGUGUCAGGCCUGACACGUCGGCGCAGACCAAUCCCACUCUCUGCUCACCUGAGGAUCAGUCUUUUACACGACUACAACACUUAGCCAUCAUGGCCGCCUCCUCAUCGAAGCCAGCAAGCUUCCUGCUUUACUCCUGCAUCGCCCAUCGCACAACCAUCCUUGCCGAGCAUUCCUCCCCAGGCACCUCCUCCACGGCCGCCUCCUCUCUGGCCUCCAUCAUCCUCCCCAAGAUCAGUCACGACCAACCUCAGAAGCUGACCUACACACAUGAGCGUCUCUUCGUGCACUACAUCGCCGACUCCCCCACAGGCACGAACACCACCGACGACAGCACGCGCCAAGAACCCAACUCCUACGCCCCACUCAGCUACAUCGUCGUCGCGACCGCCGAACAAGGCCGCCGCAUUCCCUUCGCUUUCCUCCUCGAAAUCAAACGCAAGUUCCUUUCGACAUACCCACCCUCCAGCACGGAUUUCUCUGCACUCCCGGCCUACGGCUGCGCCGCGUUCAACAAUGAGCUCCGCUCGCUGCUUCAAACGUACAACACGGCCCCGCCGGCAGACUCGCUGGCCUCGGCACGGCGGGAGAUCGAUAGUGUGCGCAAUAUCAUGACGGAGAACAUUGAGCGAGUGUUAGAAAGGGGAGAGAGGAUUGAUUUGCUGGUGGAUAAGACGGACCGGCUGGGUGGCAGCGCGCAUGAUUUCCGCAUCAGGAGUCGCGGGCUGAGAAGACGGAUGUGGUGGAAGAACAUCAAGCUUAUGGUGUUGCUUGCGGUUGUGGUGGUGUUCUUGGUCUAUCUGUUUGUGGGCAUGGGGUGUGGAUUGCCGGCUUGGGGGAAGUGUGUUGGGCAGAGUGAGUAGGUGGCCAUCCCCCAAUUUUUACUCGAGAAGGAAGUCGGACUGUAAGGCUCUAAGUGAUGAUGCCCGGGGAGUUCCGAUGUGUGUGUAUGUUAGUUGUUUCCUCGUCAUGGGUGGUUAUGUGGCUUCUGAUAUAGUUGACGAUAAGUGGAUUUCAGCCGACUGAGCGGGGUUGCAAACUUCGUAUGUAUGAUAUGAUGACUGCUGGUCUUUUUUUUUUUUUUUUUUUUUUUUUUUU